GGGGGUUGUGGUGGCCCGCGGCGCGCGCACAGCACCGGGUGCAGCCGCCGCCGUCGCCUCAGCAGCGCCAGGAGCCGCCGCCCGCCCGCUCGCCUUCCUCCUUCUCCUCCUCCCGUCGCCGCCCUUCCUUCUCAUCCUCCUCCUUCUCCUCCUCCCGGAGCCUCCUCGCCCUUUCCCCCGGCCCCGCGAAGAUGGUGGACCGCGAGCAGCUGGUGCAGAAGGCCCGGCUGGCCGAACAAGCCGAGCGAUACGACGACAUGGCGGCCGCCAUGAAGAACGUGACAGAGCUGAAUGAGCCUCUUUCCAACGAAGAGAGGAACCUGUUGUCCGUCGCCUACAAAAAUGUGGUGGGGGCGCGGCGCUCCUCUUGGCGAGUCAUUAGCAGCAUUGAGCAGAAGACCUCUGCUGAUGGAAACGAAAAGAAGAUAGAAAUGGUCCGGGCUUACCGUGAGAAGAUCGAGAAGGAGCUGGAAGCCGUGUGCCAGGAUGUGCUGAGCCUGCUGGACAACUACCUGAUCAAGAACUGCAGCGAGACACAGUACGAGAGCAAAGUCUUCUACCUGAAGAUGAAAGGGGACUAUUACCGCUACCUGGCCGAAGUGGCCACCGGUGAGAAGAGGGCGACCGUGGUGGAAUCCUCGGAGAAGGCCUAUAGCGAAGCCCAUGAGAUCAGCAAGGAGCACAUGCAGCCCACCCACCCCAUCCGGCUCGGGCUGGCGCUUAACUACUCGGUUUUCUACUACGAGAUCCAGAACGCGCCGGAGCAGGCCUGCCACCUGGCCAAGACGGCCUUCGACGACGCCAUCGCCGAGCUCGACACCCUCAACGAGGACUCCUACAAGGACUCAACGCUCAUCAUGCAGCUCCUCCGCGACAACCUAACGCUCUGGACGAGCGAUCAGCAAGACGACGACGGCGGAGAAGGCAACAACUAGACCCCCCUCGAUGGACUGGCAGCCGCACGCUGAUGCUAACUACUGCAGUCUUUAUUUUUUUCCCACGAGUGGGGGGGGGGUCAGGGGUGGGGGAGGGAAAGGGAGGGGACACCUUCCCAGGGAGGCCCCCCACAACCUGUCUUUGAUUGCCUCGUUGACAUUUUUGCCAAAAUACCACUAGUGGAAGUCAGGCUGGCUGUGCUGGUAUGGAAUAGCAGCCUCACUGGCAUAUGGACUGUUCUGUAGAUCAUUAAUACAAGUGGAGCUGUCUUUAAUUUAACUUUAUCGCUAGAAAUAAAAGGGUUUUAAGAUGAAUUUGCGUGGAUGGAAUGGCCCUCGUUUUCAAGGAAAGCAAGGCAAAAAAAAAGGGAGUUCUGUGGUUCCAGUAAGGCUUCGUGCGUUUGUUUCUUCGGUCCGAGUGCCGUGUGUCCGUACCACGUCGCGGGGCGUCUCUCUGCAGCGCUCUGCCCGGCAGCGCGUAGCUUACAAUCCCCAAAUUGAGAAGGAAUUAAAAAAAAUAUAUAAUUCAGGGCUUACACAGCCCUGGGAUUUAGGCCAUCCAAUCUUUUGUUGUUGUUGUUAAGGUAUUUAUUAGGGUAGCUUACAGUAUUAACACUAAAUUGCAGUUUACAGUCUUUCUACAUUACAGCCAUAUGAUGACAUCAAGCCUUUGAUUGUCAGUUUUUGUUUUGUUUUCUUUUGCUAGUUCUUUUGGCUUGCCUUCCUGAUCAGUCCUCGCCUGUGGACUGGCUUUAGCUAUUCUGUGUCGCCCAAGGCAAGAAGACUGCCCGCCCGAGGAACAUCAAAGCUGCUCUAGUUUUUUGGUCAACAGCUUAACAGGUGCUUGGCUAGCGGCUGUUUCAACUAUUUUAAGUCCACAGCAAAAGGUUUAAGAACUUAAUUAGACAAGGGGGAAGUGUUUAAACUUAAAAUGCCACUUAAAUAAAAAAUAAAAAUUAAAAAAAAAAAAUUAAAAAAAGAGCAUUCAGGUCUGUAUGUCAUGUACUGUGUUUGGUAUUUCAAAAGACCAUCCUGAUUUAAGGUGCCACAGCUGCUUCCUCAGGGAUUGCACUGCCAUUUCACUCUGCCUGACUUUCUCCCACUGUACCAUGAGGUUUGUCAGCAGAUCUCUGCCACCCAGGCUCCCUUGUUUGUCACCAGGGACGCCGGGUGCGGUUUUUUCCUUUCUCCUGGGGAAGCUUGUGGUGUAAUGAGUGAACUUCAGGAGCUUAGAAACUUCAUUUGGUAGAGAAAUCCUCAAGGGAAGAGCUACAAUCAUAGAACAUUUCUAUCGACCAUCGGGAGCCCAGGAACUUAGUUCUCUUCUUAGCGAAAUCUUUUCCGAGUCCGUCUGAUCCGGCUGGGGGUGGGAGACGGGGCAUCUGAGUUGCUUAGCAGGUAAUAUUUACCCCAUUUUGAGUAAAUUUCUCUUUAAUUUUUGUUUUUCCAUCGUUGUUGGAAGUUCACUGCUGUUCUCUGGCUCACGGAGUGCCGUGCCACGUAGCUUUCCACCUCAAGCUGCGCAGUAACGAAAUAUCGCUCUCUUGCAUUAUUUUUUUUUGUUGGUUUUGGUUGGUUUUUUUUGGAAACAGGCUUUCAUUGUCCCUUUCGAGAGUCAGUCCGCAAGCAGCGCGUCGUGGUGUUGCACACACGGUACGGCCGGGUCGCACGGGGGGACGUUGCUCCAGCUCCCUUCCCGCGGUCCAAAAAUCCGCUACCCCGACUCCUCGGGGAGCGAGUGGAGCCCAGGCCGGUGCUCGCCCUCCACAUAUUGCCCCGGCGACGCCGGCAAAGCUUUUAUUGGUUUUAUUUUUUGACCGGGAUGCCUUCGCACGCAGAGUCCUGCCCAGCCUCACUCGCCGGCGCAUCCGCCGGUGCCGGUACGUGCCGUGAAAUCGCUUUAGGCUUCUCACCUUCCUCCGACCGACCCUCGUGUCCCGUGAGCAGUGCUGGCCCAGCUGUAGAAUUUGGAAGCGAUUUACUGGAAUUACAAAACCUGUCUUUUCCUCCCUUCCUUUUCCUCCCUUCCUUUUCCUCCCUUCCUUUUCCUCCCUUCCUUUUCCUCCCUUCCUUUUCCUCCCUUCCUUUUCCUCCCUUCCUUUUCCUCCCUUCCUUUUCCUCCCUUCCUUUUCCUCCCUUCCUUUUCGGCUUUUGCUCUGGCUGCUUUAGGAAACUUAAGAGGGAGAGAUGGCACGAGAGGGCUAAAAACGGAGUGGGGGUCAGGGAUGUGAUUUUUAAGCAGCUUGAAUGGUUUCUUUUGUUUUCUAAGAGAUGCACUUGCCUAUGAUACUGUCUCUCCAGUGAAAUGAUUACUGCUCCAUUACUCUAUUGAUACAAUAUUGUGCAUGCUAGUGUCGUAUUUCUAUACAGUAGCUUGAAAUUUAUUAACUUAUACUGUAGAUGUUAUGUAUUCCUAUGACAAAAUAGUCUUCAAAAAUUUUUUAAGGUUUUUUAAUUUAUUUUUCGUUUUCUUUUGGGGGUAAAGUUUGCUCUACCAAAUAGUGAUCGUAACAAACUGAUCUGUUAUGGAUGUUGCUAUAGUGACAUGCAAUUAUAUAUGAUUUUGUUUUUAAAAAGGAAAAAAAAAGCAAAAGAAAACACCAGUGUUAGCUUAAUCUUAAUGUCUGGUGUUCGUCAUGGUGAAAUUAUAACUAUUACAGUGUAGGAGAACAAUGACUGUGUUCUUUGAAUGAGCCUUUGUUUGUGCUUUUUGUCAUGUUAUGCAGUGAACUAUUUUUAAGGUCUAAUCAGUGAUUAUUUUUCCAACUCCGUGUUUCUGUAAGGAAUUAUUUCACACACGGACCAUUCUUAGCAGUUUUUCCUCAGUGAUGGAAUAUCAUGAAUGUGAGUCAUUAUGUAGCCGUUGUACAUUUGAGCAAAUAAACUUACAGAUCUGACGUCA
Molecule: messenger RNA, 3837 nt
Organism: Columba livia (rock pigeon)
Lineage: Eukaryota; Metazoa; Chordata; Aves; Columbiformes; Columbidae
Gene: YWHAG
Product: tyrosine 3-monooxygenase/tryptophan 5-monooxygenase activation protein gamma
Exons: 2
Coding region: 192-935 (247 amino acids)
Biological process (GO): signal transduction; intracellular protein localization
Cellular component (GO): cytoplasm
Molecular function (GO): protein kinase C binding
Source: RefSeq, a predicted model, not a curated record